Quercus lobata is the source of this 1125-nucleotide messenger RNA. RefSeq lists its product as uncharacterized. Bases 1 to 1125 code for a protein of 374 amino acids. The transcript has 2 exons. The record is from RefSeq and is a predicted model, not a curated record. NCBI's taxonomy places the organism in Eukaryota, Viridiplantae, Streptophyta, Magnoliopsida, Fagales, Fagaceae.
AUGGUGAUAAGAAAGGGUGAGACAUUGAAAACUUACUUUGAUAGGUAUUGGAAGACAUUUAAUGAGAUAGAUGGAGAUUUUGAAGACGUGGCAAUAAGGAUGUUUAAGGUCAACCUUCCUACUGAGCAUGAAUUAAGGAAAUCCUUGACAAAGAAACUAGUGCAAAGCAUACGUCAGCUCAUGGAUCGAAUUGAUAAAUAUAAACAGGUUGAGGAUGAUCAGCCGCAAGGAAAGGGGAAGGCAAAAGUGGCUCCCCCUGACCGAAAAGACUUUAGGUCUAAUAAUAACCGACCCCGGAGAGACUUUACUGGACGUACUGGGCUUCCUGCUGCCCAGGUGGUUAUCACAGUAUUUAAGGAGCCUGUGCAUCAAAUUCUUGAGAAGAUAAAGGACCGUAGACAUACUACAGAAGAUUGUAGAACUUUGCGUAACUAUCUUGAUCAGCUGGUCAAGAUCAGGAAAUUAGGGCAAUUUUUACACCAGCCUCCUGGACAAGGGAGUCAUAUUGGGUCGAUGUAUAGGAGGGAAUCUUCCUUGAGACCGCCCUUGGGAACCAUCAGUGUUAUCCUAGCAGCCCAGGGUAGGAUUGGGACAUGUUCACCUGGGGUAAUGUCAAUAGCACAACCAUGUACCAAGGACAUGGUCCCCAAGUUUAAACAAGGAAGAAUCGAAACCCGACUAGCCUUGAGUUUUUCUUAUGAUGAUAAGGUGGAAACAAUUCAACCACAUGAUGACGCCUUAGUGGUUACUUUUCGUAUAAGAGGGUAUGAUGUAAAGAGGGUCUUGGUCGAUCAGGGUAGUGGCGUAGAGAUCAUAUAUCUCGACCUGUACAAAGGACUUAAUCUAAAGGCCAAGGAUCUAGUUAGCUACAACUCCCCUCUAGUGGGCUUUGACGGGAAAACCGUUACCCCAAAAGGCCUGAUCAAGCUACCUGUUCAAGUGGGGUCAGAAGUGGUGAAAGUGGAUUUCAUUGUGGUGGAUGCUUAUUCACCAUAUACUCCUAUCUUAGCAAGACCGUGGCUUCAUACUAUAGGAGUUGUUUCCUCGACUUUGUAUUUAAAGGUGAAGUAUCCCUCUAGGGACCAUGUUGAAGAGUUGAUUGGAAGCCAAGCCAUGGCAAAGUAA